Messenger RNA from Pyricularia pennisetigena, 1503 nucleotides. RefSeq lists its product as uncharacterized. Gene Ontology annotation, biological process: peptidyl-lysine monomethylation. The record is from RefSeq and is a predicted model, not a curated record. Gene Ontology annotation, cellular component: nucleus. The transcript is spliced from 4 exons. Bases 1 to 1503 code for a protein of 500 amino acids. Lineage: Eukaryota; Fungi; Ascomycota; Sordariomycetes; Magnaporthales; Pyriculariaceae. Gene Ontology annotation, molecular function: protein binding; protein-lysine N-methyltransferase activity.
AUGGCCAGCGAUAAUUUUGAGCAAAGGACGGGCGCGUUUCUCGAGUGGUUCAAAAAUCGGCCAGGCGCAACCUUUCACGAAAACAUACAAAUUGCGGACCUCAGAGCGCGCAAUGCUGGACGUGGGAUUGUUGCAACGGCCGACAUCGAGCCUGACACGGUCUUGUUCACCAUCCCGCGCAAGGAUAUAAUAUGCCUCGAGAACUCGAACCUGUUCAAGGAGGUAGACCCGUCCAUUUUCGUCAACAGCGGCUCCGAGCCCCUGGACGAGGACGACGACGAGGCGCAGGGCGCAGGCUCGGCCGGCCACCGCGGGCAAAACUCGUGGACGACGUUGAUCCUGGUCAUGAUGUACGAGCACCUGCGCCGCGACCCCUCGCCAUGGCGGCCGUACCUGGACGUGCUCCCCACCGAGUUCGAGACGCCCAUGUUUUGGUCCGGCGAGGAGGUCGCCGAGCUCCAGGCCAGCCCUGUCGUGGCCAGCAUCGGCAGGGAGGAGGCCGACGCCAUGAUCCGGACCAAGAUCCUGCCUGUCAUCAAGGAGAACGCCGCCAUCUUUGGCGGCGUGACCGAUUCCGAUGACGAACGCCUGGUCCGGCUCGCUCAUCAGAUGGGCAGCACCAUCAUGGCCUACUCCUUCGAUCUCGAGGGUGACGCCGACGAGGAGGACGAGGACGAGGACGGCUGGGUCGAGGACAGGGAAGGCAGGACCACGAUGGGAAUGGUUCCAAUGGCGGACAUUCUGAACGCAGACGCCGAGUUCAAUGCACACAUCAACCACUCGGAAGAAGCACUGGUAGCCACGGCUCUGCGCAAGAUACCAGCUGGCGAGGAGAUACUGAACUACUACGGCCCACUACCCAACGGACAGCUCCUCCGCAGAUACGGCUACGUCACGGAAAAGCACAGCCGAUACGACGUGGUGGAGCUGAGCGCUGCCUCCAUCACCAGCAGCAUCCGUUCGCGGCUGAACUUGGCACCGCAGGAUUGGGACAAGAUCGACGAGGCUAGAGCCAAAGCAAUGUUUGGUGACGACAGCGAGCAGGCACCCGGCGCCAUGGUCGAGGGGGAGGAUUCGUAUCCCCUUGAACGGACCUGUGCGGAUCCCGACGAGUUCGGCCGGCUGCAUGGCACGCCGUCCUUCUCCGAGCUGCCCGAAGAGCUGCUGGACAUGGCAAAGGCGAGGCUCAAGGAGGUCAAGACCAUCCGCCCGGAUGCAGUCCCGGACAAGAAGUUCAGAGAUCGCAUCAUAUACUCUGCCGUCCGGGAAGCCGCCAGUGGGAAGUUGGCCGAGUACGGGUCCACCUUGGACGAGGACCUGGCCAAGCUGCCGACUCUUGGCAGCAACCAAUCCCGCCUGAGGAUGGCCAUGGAGGUCCGCAUCGGCGAGAAGAAGCUGCUGCACGAGGCAAUAGCCUGGCUAGAUGAGAAGAUAGGCGACGGGGGUGCGAAUGGCGGUAUGGACGUCGAUGAACCUGCUUCAAAAAGACAAAAAAGAGCUUGA